Pseudogymnoascus verrucosus is the source of this 1008-nucleotide messenger RNA. RefSeq lists its product as uncharacterized. The record is from RefSeq and is a predicted model, not a curated record. The transcript has 3 exons. The coding region runs from base 1 to 1008 and encodes 335 amino acids. Lineage: Eukaryota; Fungi; Ascomycota; Leotiomycetes; Thelebolales; Thelebolaceae.
AUGACUUCCACAGGAGUAAAAAAACGGAACAGCCAGUUCUUUGCAACCGUCCUGAUCCAAGAUGAGGGCGAGCCAGAGCAGGAUGUCGCGGACGCAGGAAGGUCUGAUGCCCAUCUGCCCAUCAUGUCCGCGCCACAGAGCGACGACACCUCUCCAGCUAUUAUGGGCUUCCUUCACACUGGCAUUGCUCCUGCCCAGAUCCACCCGCACCCUCUAGCGGACCGGACAAGGGAUAAGGAGAAAGGGCGUAUGGAGGGCAGUGGUUAUGUGUCCCUUUAUAGCAACAGUCUGCCUGGUUACGUGCCGUAUCGGAGCUCUCCCCUGAGUACAGAAAUAACCCAGUUCCAGCCACAGCCUCAGGAGGGUCGGGCAAGGGAUAAGGGGAAAGGGCGCAUGGAUGACGUGCCGCCUCAGAGCGACAGCCUCCUUGACGCGCCACAAGCCCGGGAACCCACGAGCCUCGGAAGAUUUCUCGUCCUGCCAUGCGGAGAGUACCAGACGGUACGUUACCUCGUUCAUCUACCAUGGCCCAGCCCGGACGAUCCUAUUGUCCAGCGUGAGAUCCUGCACUUAUGUCGGUUGAAGAAGAACAUAGUACAGGUCGAGGUGAUGCUGCGCACAGCACACCUGAGCGUACAAGAUCAGAAGCCGGCAAUUCUGCACGCUCUUGGGGGGAUUGAUGGUGCGCUGAACGAGAAUCCGUAUGAGGGCACGUGGAGGAAGUAUCGGCAUCAUAUAAAACUCAUUGACCUCCUGUCUGACCCUGGUGCGAUUGGGGGUAACUUGACUGCGCUGGCUAUUCUCAUUCCAGCGGGGUUCAGCUGGAUCGAGGGGCACGAGACGUCGCUGGCGACGGGCGACUCGAUGCAGGCUACUGUGGCGGGGGUGAUGGAGAGGGUGCCGGAGCUUCGUCAGCUUAGUCUUGAGCUGAUUCCGUAUGGAGUCUGGUUGAUGGGGGAGUCGGAAGGGCCUCCGCCUUCACUAUUGAAGGGUGUAGAGGUGUUUUAG